AUGAGGCCGGCGCGGCCCGCCUGGCGCCGGUUCGGGCCGGUUCGGGCCGGCUCGGGGGGCGGCGCGGGCUCCCCCCAGUGGCCGGGAAGCGAAAGGCCCCGGCGUCGACGGCGCCGAGCCCGCCCCCCGCGGCCGGCGAUUGGCCGACCGGGCUGUCCAUCAGCGGCCCCGCCGGGCCCACUUCCGGCCGCCCGGGCCCCAGGCGGCGGCGGCCAACGUGGAGCGGGAACAAAGGAGCGGCGCGCGGCCUCAGCCCGAGGGGCGCCUCACACGGACACAAGUCGGCGUGGCUCGAAGAGACGGAAAAAUUCAUCGCUGGAGCUUCGCUGGGGGAGGCGGGAGGGAAGCGGCCCCGCGGGACGGACGGACGGACGGACGAGGGACGGAAGGAGGCUGCAGACUAGCCGGUCCCCCGCGGGGGCGACGGCGACAACGGGGAGGGCGAAGGUCGUGAGGUUCGGUCCGGCCGGACGAGGAUCCCGACCCGCAGCAGCGCCCCGACCACCCGCCCCGCUCCCCCGCCGCCCACACACUGACUCCUCCCGCCGGGAGACACGGAGAACGUCAGCGCGUGCGCGCCGCCCCGCCCCUCUGCGCGGGCCCCUCCGCCAAUCAGCGCCCGGCGCGGACCCCUCCGCCAAUCAGAGCCCGGACUGGGACCCCGCCCCUCCCCUGGAGCGCGGUCCCUUCCGCCAAUCGGAGCCCGGACGGGGACCCCGCCCCUCCCCUGGAGCGCGGACCCCUCCGCCAAUCGGAGCCCGGAUGGGGACCCCGCCCUUUCCCCGAGCGCGGACCCUUCCGCCAAUCGGAGCCCGGCUGGGGGCCCCGCCCCUCCCCCGAGCGCGGACCCCUCCGCCAAUCAGAGCGCGGAAUCCGCGCCUUCCCGCCUUUCCCGCCCUCGGCUAG
Molecule: messenger RNA, 906 nt
Organism: Tachyglossus aculeatus (Australian echidna)
Lineage: Eukaryota; Metazoa; Chordata; Mammalia; Monotremata; Tachyglossidae
Product: translation initiation factor IF-2-like
Exons: 2
Coding region: 1-906 (301 amino acids)
Source: RefSeq, a predicted model, not a curated record